Drosophila bipectinata is the source of this 1727-nucleotide messenger RNA. It is a transcript of the gene Elovl7, whose product is annotated as ELOVL fatty acid elongase 7. The record is from RefSeq and is a predicted model, not a curated record. NCBI's taxonomy places the organism in Eukaryota, Metazoa, Arthropoda, Insecta, Diptera, Drosophilidae. Gene Ontology annotation, molecular function: fatty acid elongase activity. Gene Ontology annotation, cellular component: endoplasmic reticulum membrane. Gene Ontology annotation, biological process: fatty acid elongation, monounsaturated fatty acid; fatty acid elongation, polyunsaturated fatty acid; sphingolipid biosynthetic process.
GAAAUUAAAACCAGGAUAAUCUGUGCACUAAAGUGAUAAUUCGUUUGCCAAAAUCGAGAUUGUCUCUGAAAGCCAAGUGAAAAAUUCUCAGUCUAAAACGCGAUUUCUAGUGCCCUAAAACAGGAAAUUUAAGAAAAUGGAGUACCUCACAAAAUUCUACGAUGGCUGGCGGGAUCUUAUGGACAACAAAUCAGAUCCGCGAACACGAGACUACCCGCUCAUGAGCUCGCCGUUCCCCACGAUAGCCAUCAGUCUGACAUACGCGUACUUCGUGAAGGUACUCGGCCCGAAGCUCAUGGAAAACAGAAAACCCUUUGAGCUGCGCAAAGUCUUGAUCGUCUAUAAUGCCGCCCAAGUUAUCUUCAGUGCCUGGCUGUUUUACGAGUCCUGCAUAGGCGGAUGGCUGAACGGCUAUAACUUGAGAUGCGAACCCGUUGAUUAUUCCUACUCGCCCAAAGCGAUACGUACCGCUGAGGGAUGCUGGUGGUACUACUUCUCCAAGUUCACCGAGUUCUUCGACACCUUCUUCUUCGUGAUGCGCAAGCGUUACGACCAGGUGUCCACUCUGCAUGUGAUCCACCACGGCAUCAUGCCCGUCUCCGUCUGGUGGGGCGUCAAGUUCACUCCCGGCGGCCACUCGACCUUCUUCGGCUUCCUGAACACCUUCGUGCACAUCAUAAUGUACGCCUACUACAUGCUGGCCGCGAUGGGACCUAAGGUUCAGCGCUACCUGUGGUGGAAGAAGUACCUCACCGUGCUGCAGAUGAUCCAGUUCGUCCUUGUGAUGGUGCACUCCUUCCAGCUGUUCUUCAAGAAUGACUGCAACUACCCCAUCGGAUUCGCGUACUUCAUCGGCGCCCAUGCUGUGAUGUUCUACUUCCUGUUCUCCAACUUCUACAAGCGCGCUUAUGUGAAGCGUGAUGGCAAGGACAAAUCGGCUGUGAAGGCCAACGGACAUGCCAACGGCCACGUCAAGGCCCUGAAGGACGGCGAGGUGGCGCCCAUCCGCAACGGAAAGGUCAACGGAUUCCACAACACCUUCUCCAAGUUCACCACGGAAAUGUGCAACCCGGCCCUGAACUCCAACUCCGCGGCGAGACAACGCGUCCCGGUCAACGCGGGAAAUAAGUGAGGAGCCGCCAGCCAGCCAACCAGCCAGCCAGCCAAACAUGAAACAAACAUAACCAUAAAUUAAUUACGCUACCAAUUAAAUUACCGUACAUUUAAAUUAAACAUAAGCAUAGGGAGUCGAAGCCUACAUCUAAGCAAAAACGAAUUCGCAAAUCAAAAUCAGUUAACGACAAGGAGAAGCAAGCAAAAACAUUAUUUCAGGGGCAUCCAAUCCAUGGUGAUCGCACGUAGGGAUCACAGAUCGCUGGCAAACUGCUCUCUAUCUCUACUUAUAUGGAUAUGUUUUCUAUAUAUAUACCUUCAUAAAUAUCAGCAUAUACCACCCGAUGUCAUGUACAUAGAUCGUUCAUAGUUGCCGAGGAUUUUAUUUCAUUUAAUUAUAGUACUUAAUAAUGCAUCUUAAUGGAACGGUGGCAGCUCGAGGGCUCAGCUCCAAGUUGCCAAGUUUAUUCGCUUUACUCAUCUAUUUUUCUAUAUUUUUGUACUUUUGGAAACGCAAGCGAUACUUUUUAAUACGUGUAUAUUAUUUAAUUGGAUUGAUUUGAACAAACGAAAUGUGUUUUUAUUUUAUAAAUAAAUUCGAGAUAGAAACUAAA